AUGGAUAUGUUAAAGAAGUCAAACACAAUAACAGCUGGCGAUGGACUCGAACUCACGUCUCUGUACGAGAGUUAUAUGGAUGUACUUCGGGAGACAUUUAUCGCAAUCCCCACUAAAGAUAAGAAUGACAUCGAAAGGGCCCACAAAACCAUUGACUCUCACCUGAGAUUGUGCGACAAAAAUCGUAAAACAGGUCUAAUGUUAACGGUAUUGAGUUAUGUGAAGACACCUAACUAUCAUCGAUAUAGUGAUGUUGAAUCUCACGCUGAGUUACUCAAUGCCUAUGGACUCAUUUUUGGUGCAGUUGUUGCUUUUACAUCGACUAAUUUACAGGGUCAGGUAGCCAAACUGCUCUUGAUGCUUUAUUGGACUUAUGUGGAGUCACAUUUUUCACUUAAAGCCAAAAAUAUAGACAUUUGCCACCAAAUGCUUAAUAAUAGUAUUGAUAACAAGGCCAAAUUGGCACAAAUUAGUGGUAAUAUCGAUGAGUCGAUCGAGAUUUAUAAUAAACUGAUCACUGAUUACGAGUCCGAUGUAUUGGUUAAAUACUUUUGGUUGGAACUCAUGAUUGUAUUUGCAUUGAAAUGUGAUGUCAACCAAUGUAUUAAAUACGCGCUACUCGUCCGCAAAGGGUCGGCCCAUUCACCGGCUUUUACCACAUAUUGUGAGGCAGUCUUCAGAUAUUUGAAGGGAACGGAUGAGUCGGAUGCCAGUGAAUUGGAAAGGGCUGUCAAACUACUGGAAAUCAUACCGUCAGUAAGGGUCCGGUAUUUCGGCAAAUCUUUAACUAUUGAGAAGAUGGCUGUCGUUAGCGCACAGAAGUUUACGAAUACCUCCCAGUGCUCUGUCCUACCAGAUAUGGAUAUAGAGGCCCGAUUUGGUCGCGAGUACUCAAUACCCCCUCAAUCGGCACUGGAGUUGGGAUUACUGGAUCUGGAGCUCAAUAAUGGGGCCGAAGCUAGAAAAUGGAUAAAGAAAUCACUUCACGAUUACAGCAAUUAUACGAAUGAAAACUAUGUCCACAUCCGGGCCUACGCGGCGCUCCGGGAGUUAGGCGUCUCCACCGAUAAGCAUAGUGUGGAUCAGUCGUUAAGCCAGGAGUAUAGGGAUCAGUGGUUAAGGGAUAUUCGCAAUGAAGAGGAAAAUGUGGAUAAAAUACUUACCAAUGAGUUGGAGAUUAAUGAUUAG
Oppiella nova is the source of this 1188-nucleotide messenger RNA. The record is from the annotation of a GenBank genome assembly. Lineage: Eukaryota; Metazoa; Arthropoda; Arachnida; Sarcoptiformes; Oppiidae.